CAAAAGCAGAUCUGCUGCAGACAUCAGCUGUCCCGAGCGUCCAGUCUGCCUCAGCACCUCGCCUGCCCGCUAUGCCCUUGGACACUGCUGCCCCUCCUCCUGAGAGAGCGCUGCUGGAGAACCCAGGAGAACGUUAAAGCCCUAAAGCUGAAGACCUGCAGGGAAGAAGGAGGACGGAGGGAUUGUUUGUUUUGCCUGAAGACUUUUAGAAACCGUAACUUCUUCCUCUUCUUCAUCUCUGGGCGCUUAUGAGCUGAGGCGAGCUCGCACUGCAGGACUCGUUAAGGUUCCUGAGGUUCUUGAAGGCUCUGCCGGGGGACCGUUUCUUCUUCUCGCUUAGGCUGUGACGACCGAGGAGCUUUUCCCCCCGCAUUUACGCUUUUGCACCUCCUAAAAAAACCCACUUGCAUGGAUGUACCAUGGCCACGUUUGUAUGCAGGGUGCAGUUCUUAGAUGAUACUGAUCCAUUCAACAGCACCAACUUUCCGGAGCCCACCAGACCACCUCUGUUCACCUUCAGAGAGGAGAUCCCGCUCAUAAACCAGAUAGCAGGGGUGCACAGACUUCUCAAGGCUCCACAGAAGCUUGAUGACUGUGCACUGCAGCUAUCCCAUAAUGGAAGCUACCUGGACCUGGAGUCCACCCUGGCGGAACAGAGGGACGAGCUGGAGGGCUUCCAGGAGGAAGGAGGGAGGGGCAAGAAGCACAGCGUCAUCCUGCGGACUCAGCUCUCAGUGAGAGUCCACGCCUGUAUAGAGAAGCUCUACAACUCGACGGGUCGGGAGCUGAGACGGGCGCUCUUCUCUCUGAAGCAGAUCUUCCAGGACGAUAAAGACCUGGUGCAUGAGUUCGUCGUGGCUGAGGGACUCACCUGUCUCAUUAAAGUGGGAGCAGAAGCAGAUCAGAACUACCAGAACUACAUCCUCAGAGCUCUAGGUCAGAUCAUGCUGUAUGUGGAUGGGAUGAAUGGGCUGAUUGGACACAAUGAAACGGUGCAGUGGCUCUACACGCUGGUGGGAUCAAAGUUCCGUCUGGUGGUUAAGACGGCACUGAAGCUGCUGCUGGUGUUUGUGGAGUACACGGAACCCAACGCUGCGCUGCUCGUCCAGGCUGUGAACACUGUGGACACCAAACGAGGUUGUAAGCUGUGGUCCAAUACCAUGGAGAUUCUGGAUGAGAAGGAUGGAGUGGACACUGAGCUACUGGUGUACGUCAUGACCCUCAUCAACAAGACGCUUGCAGGUCUUCCAGAUCAGGACUCAUUCUAUGAUGUGGUGGACUGUCUGGAGGAGCAGGGUAUCGAGGUCAUUGGCCAGAGGCACCUGAACAGAAAGGGCACUGACCUGGACCUGCUGGAGCAGUUCAACAUCUACGAGAUGACCCUUCGUCACGAGGAUGGUGAUGAUGAGACAGCUCCGCCUCCAGUGGGCCGGAAAGACCGCCGUAGGGCGAGUCUGUGUGGGACGCUGGAGAGGCGGGGCUUGGAGCGUAGGCGGAGCCGCAGACACUCGCUUCAAAAUGGCAAAGGCCCCGCUUCUGCUCCCGCCUCCCCCUGUCAUAGCCACGCCCCCAGCUUCAUGCCGUUUAACGGCCAGAGGAUUGAGGACGUCACAGAGAGAGAAGAGGAGGAGGAGGAGGAGGAGGAGGAAGAUGAGGAGGGACCUCAGAAAUCUCUCUCUAGACAGGGAUCUGCCAGAGAGGAGGCGUCUAGUUUGUGUUUGCCUGUUAAAUGCAUGGCUGGGCUCCUCCUCGCCGGAGCUGCCGAGUCUGAGCCGCGGCGCGGCGUGAGCGGCGCCGGACGCGCGGGAGGUAAAGUCGUCUGCAGAGCUCCAGCGCCGUUAAGCCCCGACUGCGCUCUGUCCCCCGGCCUCUCCUCCUGGGCCUCCGUCAGGUCCCUGGGGGCCCUCCCCGGUGGGGCUUCCUCCGCCACCUCCUCCGCCUCCUCCUCCCCCAGCGAAGACCCCGCCUCCCCCCUCCCUUCCCAGUCCCCUCCCCCUCUCUCCUCCUGCCCCUCAGGCUUGGACCAGGCGCCUGUGGGGGCCCCUCGGGGCCAGCGGGGCCGAGACGCAGAAAAGCGCUCCAGCAGGCAGAACGGCUACGCGGCCACCUUUCCCGGCAGGUCAUCCGGCGUAUCCAGCGCCCCCUCGAGCCCCUUCGGCCGCUUCAUCUCUACAGGAAGCCCACCUGCAGACGGAAAACCUGACAGGCCGGCUCUGGGGGGUUUACUGACCUCCUCUUACAGGCAGCAUCAGGAGAGCCUGGCUGCGGAGCGAGAGAGGAGGAGGCUGGAGAGAGAGGAGAGGCUGCACAGGAUCGAGCGCGAGGAAAGAACCCGCUUCAACCGCGACUAUGUGGAGAAGAGAGAGGAAGUCAGACACGCUCGAGAAGAAAGGUAUAAGCAAGUGGAGCGUCUGGCAGCGGAGGAGUACGAAAGAGAGCGCGUGACAUCAUCACCACGAGGACGAACAGAGAUCACGCUCAGCCUGAGCUCUCGGACCCCCGUCACCACACGCUGUCACACACAUAUCUCCACAGAGCCUCAGGAGGACACACACAUUCACACACACUCCACACAAGAAGCUGAGCCAGUGCAGACAGCAGCAGAGCCUCCCUCCGAGCCAGAGGAAGAACAGAAGCCUGUGGACGAGAAGGACGUAACCCUGUCUUUCCUUCACUCGGAGAGCGACACACGGCCAGAUGAAACAGAGAAAGAGCAGCUAGCAGGAGAUGGAGGGAAACAGGAGGGACAAGAGGAGAGAGGAGAGAAAGACGUGACUGGGAAAGAAGAGGACGAAAGGGAAGGAGGAACGGAGGAACGAACGGAGGCAGAGGAGGAAGAGGAGGAGCAAGGGAAAGAACACAUGGUGGAGGAGAGCACCGUCCUCAGUGAGAAAGAGAGGCAGAACGAGGAACUGAAUGAGAAAGAUAACUGUUCUGCCUCCAGCAUCUCCUCAGCCAGCAGCACUCUGGAGCGCGAGGAGAGGGAAGAGAAGCUCAUGAGUGACAGCGACUCAGGUCAGUGGGCAGAUUGCAUUAAGGCUGCAGAGAUCAACGAACAAUGUGGCAAAGUCCUCAACAGCAAGCGCUUCAUGCUGGACAUGCUCUAUGCCCAGAACAAGAAGCCAGUAGCAUCGGAGGAGGAGAAGGAUAGUGAGAAAGAGAAGGAGAUUGAGAAGGAGAGAGACUCAAGCCUGGCUUGCCGAAUCUCCACACUGGAGGCGCGGCGGCAGGCCUGUGAGGAGAAUGUGAAGAAGAUGGAAGCGCAGCACUUGGACAACCAGGGCAACGUGCGAGCCGUUGCCGAGAAAUUCGGUGACUUGGUGAAGGGACUGUCUUCAUCUCAUGAAGCAGAGCAUGCCGGGAAGGAAAAACCGCCGCCCCCACCACCAUCCCCCACACCUACACCUGCACCACCCAAGAAGGAGUCAGACCACAUCUGGGACCAGCUGAUGGCUACCCCCCGAGAGCUCAGGAUAAAAGAAAUGGACUUCACGGACCUUGGCGAGGAGGACGACGUGGACAUUUUGGAUGUUGGGAACUUGAUGGGGUCAGGUGACCACCUGCCACCUCCUCCCCCACCUCCUUGUAUACCCAACCUUCCACCCCCACCACCCUUAUUUGGGUGCCCACCUCCUCCUCCUGUUCCAAGUAUAAUGCCACCCCCUCCCCCACCCUCUAUGACCUCAAUGUCACCUUCAAACCUCGGAUCCCCUCAGCACAGCCGGGGAGAACCCCCGCUCUUCCAGAAGAAGAAAAAGACCAUCAGGCUCUUCUGGAACGAGGUUAGACCCACAGACUGGCAGUGCGGCAGCCAUAAGAACUGCAAGGAGUCACUGUGGACCAAACUGGAUCCGGUCAAACUGGACACAGCCAAGUUGGAGCACCUGUUCGAGACCAAGUCCAAGGAGCUUCCGGUUACAAAGAAAACAGCAGCUGAUGGUAAACGACAGGAGAUCAUCGUUCUCGACUCCAAAAGAAGCAACGCCAUCAACAUUGGCCUGACGGUCCUCCCGCCGCCUCGCACCAUCAAAACAGCCAUCCUGAACUUCGACGAGUACGCGCUGAACAAGGAGGGCAUAGAGAAAAUCCUGACAAUGAUUCCUACGGAAGAGGAAAAGCAGAAGAUCCAGGAAGCUCAGCUGGUGAACCCGGACACUCCCCUGGGCAGCGCUGAGCAGUUCCUCCUCACGCUCUCCUCCAUCAGCGAACUGACCGCACGCCUGCAGCUCUGGGCCUUCAAGAUGGACUACGACGUCUUAGAGAAGGAAGUGGCCGAGCCCCUACAGGACCUGAAGGAGGGCAUGAAUCAGCUGGAGAGCAAUAAGACAUUACGCUUCAUUCUGUCAACGCUGCUCGCCAUCGGCAACUUCCUGAACGGCUCAAACGCCAAGGGCUUUGAGCUGAGUUACCUGGAGAAGGUUGCGGAAGUGAAGGACACUGUGCAUAAGCAGUCUCUGCUGCACCACGUCUGCUCCAUCGUUGUGGAGAAGUUUCCAGAAAGUUCUGACCUGUACUCCGAGAUCGGAGCCAUCACGCGCUCGGCUAAGGUGGACUUCGACCAGCUGCAGGACAACCUGUGUCAGAUGGAGCGGCGCUGCAAAGCAUCAUGGGACCACCUGAAGGUCAUCGCUAAGCACGAGAUGAAGCCGGCGCUGAAGCAGCGCAUGUCGGACUUCCUGAAGGACUGCGCCGAGAGGAUCAUCAUCCUAAAGAUCGUCCACAGACGCAUCAUCAACAGGUUCCACGCGUUCCUGCUGUUCCUGGGCCACCCACCGUAUGCAGUGAGGGAGGUGAGCAUCCACCGCUUGUGUAAGAUCCUGAGCGAGUUUGCUCUGGAGUACCGGACCACCAGAGAGAGGGUCCUGCAGCAGAAACAGAAAAGAGCCAACCACCGCGAGAGGAACAAAACCCGCGGGAAGAUGAUCACCGACAGCGGGAAGUUUGCGGGCUCGUCGGCGGAGGGUCCGGAGGCUCCGCCCCAGGGGCUGGGCUACGCUGAGGAUGUGGCGGAGCACGAGCAGAUGACUGCAGUACUGCGCAACAGUCUGCAGGGCGGCGACAGCACCACAUCCGUACUGCCCGGCCUCCGCACGCGCACCAGAGCCGGCCGAGGCCGCAUGGCACUGUGGUCGUCAGCCAAUGAAGAACCGACGAACGGCCUAGAGGACACAGCGGACGAGAUAAUGGAGCGCAUUGUGAAGUCGGCGACUCAGGGCCCGAGUCAGCGCAGCCAGCCGCGGGAGAGGAGGCGCUCUAGAGCCAACCGCAAAUCCUUAAGAAGAACACUGAAGAGUGGUCUGACCCCAGAAGAGGCUCAGGCUCUCGGACUGUCCAGCGGCUCUGAGAUGCAAGUGUGACACAAAAAACGGACUGGAGCAGCUCAGGGUGUCGACACUUUCUCACAGAGUUUCAGCACCACUCGACCCGCCGGCCUCCGCGGCCUCGGCGCCGCUGCCGUGGAAACGUCCACACUUCACCACACUUUUACACUUUUAAGGCAUUUUCAGAAGACAAGCACAGCAGGAGUCGGUCAGCACACGGCCGGCGCUCUCGGCCCGGUACUGACGGACCAGCGGACCGGUUCUCCUCUGCAGAGACAGACUAGUGUUUCUAACCCCUGUGGCCUUGAGAGCAACCCAAAGAGCUGCGCUUCAGCCAGCUGCUCUCUGUCGCCCCCCUGUGGUGAUAAGACAGACUGUAUUGAUUAGUAGCACCUUCAGCUUUAAAGGAGCGGUUCAAACCGAACGCACGCGCUUUUCCACUCAGCCCAGACGGAGGCGACCAGCCGAGACACGUCCACAGGACAAAUUUAGCUUCCGGAGCUUCGAGGCCGACAGUAGAAGUUCUGUAGAUACGUCUCGGGUCACUCGGGUCCUCAGCCCGGCGCCCUCAUUCGCGCUCUUCUCACGCCAGGGUUAUCAUCAGGGCUGUAACGACUCAAACUGCCACACAAACGUCCACCGUCACGUGUUUUGGUACCAGAAGAUGGAACCAUGAUACCCCCAGAACCUGCCGUCACCACUGCAGAUGCAGCCUCUCAUUAUUGCACUCUUCCACUGCCUGGUACUCAAAUCAGCGGUUUUACAGCCCUUUAGGUAUCGACUCGGCUCACUUAGAACCUCAGAGGAGGUGGUACCAAAAACAGUACCAGGUACCAGAUUUGCUGGAUGGAGAAAAAAGGCAGGUCGAGUAAGAAAAAUCACAAUUAACGCAACGCGAACAUCACGAAAUUAGCGUCCCUUUAAAUUGAGUCGAGAUGUACUCAACGUUCUUUAGGGUUCUCUUUAGUGUCCCAACUUCUCAGUGAUUUAAUAAAACCUAAAAAUCUUUUUCCUUCUUUUAUUUUCACUUAGUGUUUCACUUAUUUUGAUAAAUAAUAGUGUCAGCUUGGGUUUAUUCAGUUCCUCAGCUCCAGGACCGAACACAGGAACACGGGAACACAGGAACACAGGAACACACUUCUAAACUCGAACACUGAAAAACUAAAACCAGCUUUUAUUGUUUUCCAGAUAAGAAGCACAUUUUUAUACUGCUAGUUUUAAUUCACUGUAAAUUCACGCAGGCGUCCAAACACUAAAACACGCUCGUAUUUAUUUCUGUAUCUCCGUCUAAAACUGAAGACCGUUCUUCAUGAACAUAAGCGGAAAACGAGGAAGGGAACCUGUGAUCUGUUGUCUGAAGCUACGUGGUGAAGUUCUGCUCAUGUUGACACAGUGAGUCUCUAUGGCGCCCCCUAGUGGCCAUUCUGCUGGCAGAAUGGAAAUCGAGUCCGAUUUUUUAGUUAAAUAAAUAAAAUGUGUCCCCAUAACUCUCAUCAGAUGAGCUAGGACUGUCGUCUUUCUGCGUGAAACGCUGAGCUGCCAGUGACCGUAGAGAAAAACCACAAAGGCGGCCGUGCCGGGAUAAAACGGGAAUCCUGAACUCGCACAAUAAACUCGCAACAAAGCGGAAAAUGCAGCUCUGCUGUCGUAAACGACACACAUGGGCAUAUAUUCCAUCAAUAUUAUGGAAUAUUAUACUAUGGAGGAAAACUGGAAGAACUUCUAGAGAAAGGUUUUGGGUGACUAUUGACUUCCACUGUUGGCAGCGAUGGCCUCGUCGCUCUGGUUCUAGACUAAAGUAGAAAAAUCUGGAUUUUCAGAUCCAGGCUCAGCUGAUCACCUACGUUUGGCGUGAAAUGGGAAUGCGUGUAAAUAUGAUAUUUCACUGAACCGCUCCUUUACCAUCCAGUAGAAACUGUGGAGCACAGGUUUAUAAACCACUGAGGAGGACCCCGACGGGCGUCUCCCUCUCCCUGCACUGCUGUGGUGUUCUUCCUUCUCCUCCUUCUCCUCCUCCUCCUUCCUUUUGUUGCAUGUUUUUGAACUUGGAGUCCACAGUAAGAGCUUGAAUGUGACCAGCAGUACAGAACACUCGCCCGCAGUGCAGACCGCUGACCUUCAGGACCUGCCGUCCGUGCUGCAGACCGUCUGGAGGUGUUGGAGCUGUUCUGCAGAGGCUGUGGCCACAGUCGGAUCUUAACAGAGAACUCCAGGAUUUUCUGUCCUGACCUCUGUCUGCUGUGUCUGUAAUGCAGGUCGAUCAUUUAAACACGUUUCCCUGAACUUGGAAAACCGCGGAGCGCUCACUGACCCUAAACUCACUUAUAAUGGAAGUCAAUGGGCAGCUGCUGUAUUCACUGCGUUUCCGCCGUAUCCGUAUAAUCUGUAGUUUUCCAGAGGGAAGAAUUUGAGGUCACCAGCUUGGUGGUGUGGGUGGAAUUUUCACAGGGUGGAUCUUAAUGAAUAACAAAAACAUUUUAUUACUGUUUUGCUGCAGUGCCGUACAGUGAGAUACUUUACCUUUUACCUGGCGUUGUUGCUCUUAGUCGCUUCCAUUUCACAAUAACAGCACUUACAGUUGUCCAGGGCAGCUCUAGCAGGGCAAACAUUUCACAGACUGGCUUGCCGCACUCUAAAAGUGCGACGUUUAAAGUCACUGAGAUCUUCAGGGCAACCCAUUCUACUGUCAGUGUGUGUGUCUGUGGAGGCUGCAUGGCUGUCUGCUUGAUUUUACCCACCUGCUUGUCAUGGGUGUGGCUGAAACACGUUUCAUGAUGCUCACUUAUGGCUAUAUGGUGUAUAUUAGCACAAGCUGCCUGUGGAAGUCUUUGUUUUGAGUGGGUUUGUUUUUGUUUCAGGGCUUUUUUUAAAAUUCAUUCGUGCAUCAUAAAGAACGCUCUGCACUGCGCUAAGCUACCAAAGCUAGCAGACUUUGCGCCCACAGAGGUCUGGCUUGUAAAACUAGAAUCUAGCCUCAAUCCAACGCCUGCAAAUCCUCGUUAUUAAGCACAGUUAAAAGGUUUAGUCGCGGAAUUUUGCAUCUGCCCAUUGACUUCCACUCUAACUGAACUGCGCCGGGUUCCCAAACCAAAUUUACUGCCAGGCCAAGGGUGCGUAGUGUAGUAGAGGCAUUGCGCUGAUAUCGCAGUUGUAAUAUUUACUAGUUUUAAUUUCAUUUUUAUAUGUGCAAACAAAAACAAAAACCUAGGAAAUAAAAGCUAAAACAACUUGGCCAUAGAAAUGUAAUAAAAAUGACCACAUUAAACUGACUGUUAGUAAAAAUUGACUGCAGUUAGAAUUAAUUGAUAAAAGGCUUGAAUUAAAUCUUACAUGAUAAAAUAUCAUUUCUGCAAUUAAAAGCUGCGGACACUUUUUAGCACUAACAGUGUUUCUAGAUUAAAAGUUAAAAGCAUCUGUACCAGUUUACUAUUAUUAGGCUUUUUCCCUUAAACCUCAAAACUGCGUUUCUGAGAAUUUCAAAUUUUCUUUGUUUUGUUUUGUUUUUUGUUUUUUUUUGGCAGGAAAAUGAGAGUUUCAUUGUGGAGGGUCUUUAAUAUGUAUGAGCUCAUUUGCAUGUGGUCAUUAUCGCAGUUUUCAGAAUCUGGCUUUGAGUUUUCUGCUUUUUUUUCCAAGUUCAUAAUUACUGUGCAUGUUAAUCAGCUGUACAGUAACGACACAGCAGACGGAGAUCGGGAUGAGAACCCUGGAUCGCUCCUGUAAUUCCCGUGUGAUGCAUGACUGUGUUAGUACGCAAGUCUGGCUGGUGUUCUUUCACAAACGUGUGCCUUUCAGAAAACAGACUGACUUCUCAGCACAGCAGCACACGCGGGUUUGGGCGUUCUUUGGGUGGACGGUCAGAAAACAGCGCAGCACUUCAGUCAUUCGUGCAGAAAAAUCCACACAGCGGUUCUGCGAGAACGUCCACUACACAGGCCGGCAGAACCUCUAGCACCUUAUUACGUAGAACAUGGAGGAACUUCAGUGGACUUUCAAGUAUUAACAAAAAAAUAAAAAUAAAUAAAUAAAGUAUGCAUUUUUGUUUUCGCCGCCUUCUCAGAUUACGGAGUACUGUAACGUGGAAAUUACGACGUAGAACAGAAACACAGGCCGCAGGAGAAAACAGAUGCUGUACAAUUGUGUAAAUGACGUUUUAGUUUGUAUUUUUGGGAGUUUGGUCUGUAUUUUGUAUAGAAUAGUGUAUAAUAGGUGGAAAGCAGUGUUAUCUGUGAAAAUGAAUUGUAAUUUAAGAGAAUUAAAACCAGUCCGGCAUGGUAAAACCAUCUAAAGACAGACGUUCUUUUCUUUUCGGCACGACGUUUUUGGGAGAUUUUUCAGUGAAUCCUGCUCUUUGUCAUGCUUCAUGUUUUUACUCAGCACAAACUUGAAACGGUCAGCGUUGUCCACUCCACUCCCGCUCGAAAAGCCUUCGGUAUCGUUGCACUUACAUCCUGAGUAGAAUUCAGCCCAUUGCUGCAAAGUGCCAUACAGAUGAAAAGCUGGGUAUUGAGCGAGAACCGAGAAUGUGAAUUUAUCUUCUUAAUACCCACAGCAAAAAAAAUCAACUAUAUACUGUAUUCAAAUCUUGCAAUAAAAGCUUUUUCUGAAGCAUCCAGA
Pygocentrus nattereri (red-bellied piranha) is the source of this 9935-nucleotide messenger RNA. It is a transcript of the gene fhod3b, whose product is annotated as formin homology 2 domain containing 3b. The transcript is spliced from 27 exons. Gene Ontology annotation, molecular function: actin filament binding. NCBI's taxonomy places the organism in Eukaryota, Metazoa, Chordata, Actinopteri, Characiformes, Serrasalmidae. Gene Ontology annotation, biological process: cardiac myofibril assembly; sarcomere organization; cortical actin cytoskeleton organization. The record is from RefSeq and is a predicted model, not a curated record. Gene Ontology annotation, cellular component: cytoskeleton; cytoplasm. The coding region runs from base 420 to 5357 and encodes 1645 amino acids.